AUGAAUAAACAAUCACUUCAGCUAAAUGAUAUUAUUGAAAAUUUAGAAAAAUGGAUUGAAGAAAAAUGUGACAUAAAUGAUAACGAAACCAAUGUAAUAGUCUAUCAAAGUUUUAAGGAAGAAUUAAUAAAACUCUAUAAACAAAAAAAAGAAAGUGAAAAUAAAAUAUUAUCAAUAAAGAAACUAAAACAAGAAUUAAAUUCCCAAAUCCAAAUUGAAAAACAGUUAAUGGAGGAAUACAGUAAUUACAGAAAGUUAAAUUAUGAUAUAGAAAACGAAAUAAAUAAUAUAAAAUCUGAAUAUUUAUCAAUGAUUAAUGAUAACAGCAUCAAUACCCCCACAUCAUCACUGCCAUUCACAACAUCAACAACAACAACAACAACAACAACGACGACAACAACCACAACAAAAAAAUCAAAUAAUGAUGAUAAUAAUAACUGCAAUAACAAUAACAAUAGUAGUUUAAACAAUUUAAAUAAAAGUCAAAGUUUAUUAGAUAAUUUAAUAGGAAUGAGUAAUGGCAGCAAUUACAAUAAUGAUAAUAAUAUUGAAUAUUUAGAUAAUUUAAAAGAAAAUUACAAUAUAACUUUUAAAAAAUUAAAAAAAUACGAUUAA
Dictyostelium purpureum is the source of this 615-nucleotide messenger RNA. RefSeq lists its product as uncharacterized. Bases 1 to 615 code for a protein of 204 amino acids. The transcript is spliced from 2 exons. NCBI's taxonomy places the organism in Eukaryota, Evosea, Eumycetozoa, Dictyosteliales, Dictyosteliaceae. The record is from RefSeq and is a predicted model, not a curated record.